AUGAGCGAUGAAGGUGGGAGCGCUGAAACGGAUGAUGGCGCAAUCCAAAAUAACGAGCCUUCUGAGUUAAGCCUGUUAGGUCCUGGAGUUUCUGCUGUUAACAGUGGACAAUUAGAAAGAGAUGUGAUUGCCCAGUAUGAAUUGAGCCAAGAUGGCGGUGAACAGAAAGCUACAAAAUUUGAUCAGCUCAUGGGCCUUGCUGACUCAGUCCGUUUCGGUGAUAAGACUCCUUUCGAGCUAGCAAAAGAAGAAGGGGAAACUGGCAGCGAAUCUGACGAAGAUGUCAUUUAUGAAGAUUUACUAUCCGAUCAGAAUGAUCAAGAUGAAUCGAUUGAACCGCCUCGCAAAUUGAAGAAGAUUUCUACUAACAAAAAAAGACGGCCAACGGUGAAAAGAGAAAGUUCAUCGUCGCAGUUGCUUGUGGAUGAUGCCAAUGAUAGGGACUUUGAAGCUCGCUUAGCCGAAUUGAAAGAAACAGUAGGGAGUUCCGGCGAAGGUGAAGAAUUGCAUUUGAUCAAACAUGAUAUCUCCAUUCAAACAAAUGUUUGGGAAAAGCUUUAUAAAUAUCAGAAAACUGGGAUCCGAUGGCUCUGCGAGUUGCAUCAGCAGAAAGUUGGAGGAAUCCUUGCAGAUGAAAUGGGAUUGGGCAAAACAAUCCAGAUCAUCUGUUUUCUCAGAGCGAUAGAAGAAUCGGCUGCGAAAGAUCCGUUGUUGAAUUUCACGGGUAUGGGGCCAUCGCUCAUAAUUUGCCCUGCAACCUUGAUGUUCCAAUGGGUGAAAGAGCUUCAUCUUUGGAUGCCGGAGUGUAGGGUGUCAGUUCUACAUUCCUCAGGUACCUAUAAAGGAAGUAAGAAGAGUCUUCUAUCCAAGAUGGCUGUUGAUCGCAAAGGAGGAUCGAUUGUAAUUACUUCUUAUUCAACGUUCAGCAAAGAGAAAAAACUUUUUGUUGACCAAAAUUGGCAUUAUGUUAUACUAGACGAAGGACACAAAAUUCGUAACCCUGAAUCUCAGAUUUCUUUGGCAGUGCGAGAUGUGCACACUACUCACAGAAUAAUACUUAGUGGAUCUCCCAUGCAAAAUUCCUUAAAAGAAUUAUGGUCUCUCAUAGAAUUUAUCUUUCCCGGAAGAUUAGGAUCUCUCAAAAAGUUCAUGGAAACUUUUUCCAUUCCAAUUACCCAAGGAGGAUAUGCUAACGCUACUCCUGUACAAUCCUUAACAGCUUACAAAUGUGCUUUAGUCUUACGAGAUGCAAUUAAUCCAUACAUUCUGCGACGAAUGAAGAAGGAUGUUCAACAGGUCAUCGAGCUUCCUGAGAAAAAUGAACAGAUACUUUUCUGUGAUAUCACUGAUCAUCAGCGAAGAUUCUAUAACGAGUAUCUGAACUCCAAAGAAUGUGAUCGCAUUUUGCAUGGUCGACUAGAAGCUUUCGUAGGCAUGAUCUUACUUCGAAAACUGUGCAAUCAUCCAGAUUUGGUGACGGGUGGUCCAAACAAGAAUGGUGAUUAUGAUGAAAGUGUGCAUCCUGAAAAACAAUUUGGAUGGUUCGAAAGAAGUGGUAAAAUGAUAGUUAUCAAAAGCUUACUCAAACUUUGGUCUAAGGCUGGCGAUAACAAAGUAUUGUUGUUCAGUCAGAGCAGACAAAUGUUAGAUAUAAUAGAAAGGUUUCUUCUGAUAGAGAAUUACACAUAUCUUCGCAUGGAUGGCAAAACUCCAAUAAGCAGUCGUCAGAGAUAUGCCCAACAGUUCAAUACGGAUAAAAACAUUUUGGUCUUUCUGCUAACUACUAAAGUUGGAGGCUUAGACGCACAAGCUCGUGAACGUGCUUGGAGAAUCGGUCAAAAACGAGAUGUUACUGUAUAUAGAUUGUUGUCUGUUGGAACCAUAGAAGAGAAAAUUUAUCAUAGACAAAUAUUCAAACAGUUCUUGGCCAACCGAAUCUUGCAUGAUCCUAAACAACGACAAUUUUUCAAAACAAACGAUCUUCAUGAGCUGUUUUGUUUGGCAGACAAAGAUCAAACAAGUACCGAGACUUCUGAUCUUUUCGCUGGAGAAGUCAAAGAAAUCAACAGAGAAAACUUCUUCGAUUCGCAUGAGAAGGAAAGGGUGAAACGCAGAAAAGAUAACAAGAAGAAGAAGGAUACGAGCUCUAAAGAAGUGGAUGACGAUGAAGAAGAAGCUUUCUCUACUGAGAUUAGUGCGGAGAGAAAACAACAACUUCGCGAGCUGGCUAAACAGUUUGCAAAGAACCCUUCGCUCGUUCAAGCUGUUAAGGUUGAUAAUGGCGAGAAGAAGAAGCUGUUGGAUGGAGAGUAUAGUGUCCCAUAUUUGAAAAAACAAGAAAAAGUGAAAAAAACCAAGGAAGAGAAAAAGCAAGAAAAGAUGGAAAGAAAAGAAUCCAAGAAGAAGGACAGGAAGCUUCAAGAUGAUUACGUCCUCGGUCGUCUUCUGAAAACAGCAGGAGUACGUAGUGUAUUGACUCAUGAUCACGUCGUAGGCGAAAGGUCUUCUGAUGAUUUGGUACAGAAGGAAGCAGAAAGUGUUGCACGAACUGCAGCAGCCGUUAUAAAGUCAAGACCGAAAGCUAGUGCGCUUUCAAAGAUCAGGGAAGAAGCGAAAAUGCGUCAACCUGUAGAUGAAGAUAAUGACAGUGAAUCAUCCACUGAAAGUGAGAACGAAAGAGGUGGUAAGAAGUUAAGUUUUUUGCAAGCGUUGGCAAACAGGAAGCGUCGAAUGUUUGAAAACACGGAUGAAAUUGAAGAAAUCGCAACGCCGGUCCCGGAUAAGCAUUCGAAAAUGGCCGAAGAUAUUCGAGGUUUCAUGAUCAUGAAAGGGAACAAAGCGUAUACUAAUCAGAUUGUCGAUAGGUUUAAGAAUGAACUGGGAGAAGUUAAGCCAGUCCAUUUCCGUGCCAUUCUCAAUAAGAUUGCUGACCUAAACCGUUUUAAUAAGCAAUGGGUGCUGAAGAGGGAGUAUGAGUAA
Auanema sp. JU1783 is the source of this 2979-nucleotide messenger RNA. The record is from the annotation of a GenBank genome assembly. Lineage: Eukaryota; Metazoa; Nematoda; Chromadorea; Rhabditida; Rhabditidae.